This is a messenger RNA of Ananas comosus (pineapple), 1942 nucleotides long. RefSeq names its product UPF0481 protein At3g47200-like. Lineage: Eukaryota; Viridiplantae; Streptophyta; Magnoliopsida; Poales; Bromeliaceae. The record is from RefSeq and is a predicted model, not a curated record. The transcript has 2 exons. The coding region runs from base 161 to 1789 and encodes 542 amino acids.
CUUCCACAACCACUGCAUCUUCGAAGCGUUCCGGAGCGACACCCGAUGCCCCACCUGUCGCCGGAGAUUUCGCCGGAACGAUGCUUAAAAUCUCUUCCUAUUAGGUGAUAUAUAUAUAUAUAUAUAUAUAUAUAUAUAUACCUCAAUCUGCAGCAUAAGAAUGGGUGCGGAAGAAGGGAUGGACCGCAGGGGGGAGCAUCGAAUUUCUAUUGUUGAUAAUGCUAGCGGAUCUGGUGGAAGAGUCGGAACCGAAAUUGAUCAAGAGGAGGUUAGUAGUCUUCCUAUCAAUUCGAAUGAGGAUGAGAAGUGGAUUAGAAAGUUGCAGGAAAAAGUCGAGCGUGCAUUCCCUGGUUCGACACACUGGCCCUCGCAGUUCGUCGAUGAAACAGAACCCAAGAUCUGCAUGUUCACGAUGCGCGAGGAGAUCUCGCGGCCAAGGUCGGUGACAAAAGGGGAGUUCUCUCAGCCAAGGGUGGUAAGAAUAGGGCCAUUUCAUAGGAAGGUGAGGACGAGUAUUUCCAACAACAAGAAAUGGAUGAUUGUGUACUUCGUGAACUAUUUGUAUCGUCUCGACUUGGCAGGCUGCAUCAUAAAGAUAAAAAAUCAAGUAGCGACUGCUCGCAGAGAUUACACCGAAUUAGAUGUACUUGAAAGCUUCGGCUUGAAAGAUGACAAUAGAUUCGCAAAGAUGUUGCUGCUGGAUAGUUACUUCAUCUUGUUUGUCUUAACAGUUAAGAUACGUAAAAGACCGUCAGGUUAUACACUGAUGCCGACGACGCCUGAUUCUGCAAGGCUGCUCAACCUAUUUCGAGACGACACAACUGAAGUUCUCGACAUCAUAUUCCACAAAGACGAGAUCGCGCCUGAUCUGUUGAUCUUCGAUAAUCAAAUCCCUUUCUUUGUGAUUGAGGAGCUUUUUAAGGAGCUCAAGUGGAAUAAGCCCCUCCAUGAGUAUGCCCUUGAGUUCUUCAGGACAAUCCAUCCAAGGCCCGCACGACAUUGCAUAGACGAAGAUAGUCCUCCCAAAUUCUUACAUCUGCUCGAUCUUUUCCACUGGUCUCGGGUCCCAAAGAGUAAGUACAUCGAACUUAGUUCCUCUUCUAAACAGCUAGAUUCUAUCGACUUGGCACGCCGGAGUCCGAAUGCGAUGGAACCUAGAGAAACCGCAACAAUGUUUGGAAAGAAGAAGCCUCGGCAGCAAGAUUCUAUUAACUGGGCACGCCAUACUCCGAAUGCGAUGGAACUUACAGAAUCCGCAACACUGUUUGAAAAGAAGACGUCCGGCAGCUCACUGGAUAUCACAUUCCGGAGACGUUGGUUUAAACGCAUUGGUGGGGUGCUCGACAUCCCAGAGUUACACAUCCGCGACUACAGCAGCUUCAUCUUCCAUAACCUCAUCGCGUUCGAGAUGCAAUCUUCAAGCCGGGGUCGCUGCACCAUGGCCUUUUCCGUACUUAUGCGGAACUUGCUGCAGAGCCAGGAAGAUGUGAAGCUGCUUCGGCAACGUGGCAUUUUGGCGAGCUCGUCCAUAACCGACCGCAAACUCGUCAACAUGUUCAAACGCUUGAGCGGAUUGACCGAAAGCUAUCAAAUGCCGAGCGAUCUAUGUCACAUUUGCCAUCGGGUCCAGUCCCACCACAACCACGGAAUGAGCCAAUUCUGCGGCAGCGUCAUUCUCAAGUUCUUCCCCAACCCACUGGUGACUCUUUCUGUGUUUAUUGCUAUCUUGCUCUUUGUUCCCACCCUCCUCCAGACCAUAUAUAAUACACUCAAAUACUACCAUCGUUAAAUGCUCAACAUGUUACUGCAUGUCUAGCUAGCGUGACAGUAAUGCAUGCAUAUAUAUGUUGCUGAAAUAAAACAAUUUAUUGUACUACCAAACUGGAUGGAUAUAUUUACAUGUAACGUUCUCUAUUGCUACCUGAUCGAGUUGGUUUUUGAA